Lepisosteus oculatus (spotted gar) is the source of this 2465-nucleotide messenger RNA. It is a transcript of the gene gsr, whose product is annotated as glutathione reductase. Lineage: Eukaryota; Metazoa; Chordata; Actinopteri; Semionotiformes; Lepisosteidae. The record is from RefSeq and is a predicted model, not a curated record. Gene Ontology annotation, biological process: cell redox homeostasis; cellular response to oxidative stress; glutathione metabolic process. Gene Ontology annotation, cellular component: cytosol; mitochondrion. Gene Ontology annotation, molecular function: glutathione-disulfide reductase (NADPH) activity; flavin adenine dinucleotide binding; NADP binding.
GCUCUCUUUCAUACAUGUAUAGUGCAGAGCAUGUCCCUCCCACUUUUUUUUUAAAUAAGUAAUGGGUCUGCUAGCUUCCUGGACAUGGCCAUAAUACAGUUUCCGCGACUCACUACGGUGCUUUUCACAUUCCAGCGGACGCUGUCUUUCUCUCGCAGGCGUAGAGUUUACAAUCUGUAUUGUAGGACCAUGGCAUCCAACUCGUCUUCCCCGACCCGGUUCGACUUUCUAGUGAUCGGCGGCGGUUCUGGGGGGUUAGCGAGCGCUCGGAGAGCAGCUGAGCUCGGCGCCACCGCUGCGGUGAUCGAGAGCCACAGACUCGGAGGUACCUGCGUUAAUGUUGGCUGUGUACCAAAAAAGGUAAUGUGGAACACAGCUGUUCAUGCUGAAUACCUCCAUGAUCAUGCUGACUAUGGGUUCCAGGGCAGUGAUUUAACAUUCAGUUGGCGACUAAUUAAAGAGAAGAGAGAUGCAUAUGUUAGUCGACUGAAUGAUAUUUAUCAAAAUAAUUUAAACAAGGCCGAGAUCGAGACUAUCCGUGGCCACGCGGCAUUCCUCUCGGACCCCGAGCUCACGGUGGAGGUCAAUGGGAAGAAGUACAUAGCUCGGCACAUUCUCAUUGCCACUGGUGGCCGUCCUUCUAUGCCCAGCGAAAAGAACGUGCCUGGUGCAAGUCUUGGCAUAACCAGUGAUGGUUUUUUUGAGCUGGAGACCUUGCCAAGGCGCAGUAUGAUCGUCGGCGCUGGUUAUAUCGCUGUGGAGAUAGCAGGGAUUCUGUCUGCACUGGGAUCCAAAACCUCCAUGAUUAUUCGACAAGGAAAGGUGCUGAGGAGCUUUGACUCUUUGAUAAGUACAAAUUGUACAAAAGAAUUACAGAAUGCCGGGAUUGACUUGUGGAAAUACACUCAGAUCAAAUCGGUGAGCAAAACCGAGAAGGGCUUAGAGGUCACUCUGGUCACCAAAGAACCAGACCAACAAGAGAAGAUCAGCACCAUACAGGAAGUGGACUGUCUGCUUUGGGCUAUAGGACGUGAACCAAACACAGAGGGGCUCAACCUCAAGCAGCUGGGUGUGCAGCAGGAUGAGAAAGGCCACAUUGUGGUGGAUGAGUUCCAGAACACCAGCAGACAGGGCAUCUAUGCAGUUGGAGAUGUCUGUGGAAAGGCUCUCCUCACACCAGUUGCUAUUGCAGCUGGUAGGAAACUGGCACACAGGCUGUUUGAAGGAAAGAAGGAUUCAAAAUUGGACUACAGCAACAUUCCUACUGUGGUGUUCAGUCACCCUCCAAUAGGAACUGUUGGAAUGACAGAAGAGGAAGCGGUGACUGCCCACGGGAGAGACAACAUAAAGACGUACAGCACUUCUUUCACUCCCAUGUACCAUGCGAUGACCACGAGGAAAACCCAGUGCGUCAUGAAGCUGGUGUGCGUUGGGAAAGAGGAGAAGGUAGUGGGACUGCACAUGCAGGGACUUGGAUGCGAUGAGAUGCUGCAGGGCUUUGCUGUGGCAGUUAAGAUGGGCGCCAGGAAAGCUGACUUUGACAACACUGUCGCCAUUCACCCCACCUCCUCUGAGGAGCUUGUUACCUUGCGCUAGAGCACGGCUGCCCUUCUCAGGACUUGGGUCCCCAUUUUCCUGUACCGCUAAAAUGGGUGUCCUCGUUACCACUACCUGUGGAGCAGAAUAUUCCUUAAUUUACAGUAUGUUAGUGUUCUUUUUGCUGAUGUCAUUUACUGAUGUAUUAACUUGGGGGGGAAAAAUGCAACCCUCUUAUUUUUCCAUGGUCUGUAUGGAAAGCUUCGAAAGAGAUGUUAAAAAUGGAGCAGGACUAAAAUUCCAUCAUCCUUCCAUCACCUGUGAGGACCCCACUCGCGUUUUCAGAGUUCUCACCAGACAAGUAAAUCAAGGCAAUCACUCCUACCAAAGUCUUGCUAUGAGAUUAAGAACCAUUGAACAUAGUUAUCAAAGUCAGUUUGUCAUUUUAAAAUAUUCACAAUAUCCAGCAUUUCUUUGUGUUGGAUGAGGUCCCAUUAGCUGCUGAAGAACAUGGUGUAGUAACAAGAAAGUUUUAAGAAGAACCAUUGAAUGGAAGAAGAAAAUAUAACUGCACCUUUUAAAACAAGGUGGUGCCUUACCUAAAUGCAUACAAUUACCUUUAGACCUGGAACACUGGUGGUCAGUUAAUGUAUGAAAUGUUAAAAAAAAUGAGUUACAAUGAGCUUGCAAACAUUUUAAGAACAGUUUUUCUUUUUACCAGGCAGAAUGUCAAGACUUCAAUCCAAGCAAAUUGGACAGAAUGUUCCAUCCCAUUCAGAUAAUCCAAAUAUUCCUAACAAACUGAAAAAGGAACCAAUACGCUCAUUAUAUUGUAUUGAUUUCUUUGCAGCAUUUGCUGUCUGAAUGCACAAAUUCCCGUAUUACUCUGGUGUUGAUUAAACCCCAUGCUUGCAUGGCUUGCAGUGAAA